GUUGUUGCUUGACGUUUUGCUGCUGUGAGGAAGUCAUCGCUCAACUAGCAUCCUGUCGCUUUGAGUGAGCUUCUCUUUCAAAUAGGAGUUUUAAUACGAAGUUAACAGAGACAAAACACGACACAAACAUCAAAAAUGGAGCAAGAAAAUAUUUUCUACUUUGUUCCAAAUUUAAUUGGUUAUGCCCGGAUCGUGCUGGCAUUCAUCUCCUUCUUCCUGAUGCCCUGCUGCCCCUGGCCCGCCGUCUUCUGCUACCUGCUCAGCGCUCUGCUGGACGCCUUCGACGGUCACGCCGCACGGGCUCUCAACCAGUCCACUAAGUUUGGGGCGAUGAUGGACAUGUUGACGGACCGCUGUGCCACCAUGUGUCUGCUGGUCAACCUGUCACUGCUCUAUCCCUCCUACACCUUCCUGUUCCAGCUCAGCAUGUGUGUGGACAUCGCCAGCCACUGGCUACACCUGCACAGCUCUACGAUAAAAGGAUCGUCCAGUCACAAGACAAUCGACCUCUCAGGGAACCCCAUCCUCCGGGUCUACUACACAUCCAAGCCGGUGCUGUUUGUGAUGUGCGCCGGGAACGAGCUCUUCUUCUGUCUGCUCUACAUCCUCCAUCACAUCGAGGAGCCUGCAGGCUGGCUGUACGGGCUGCAGGCUCUCUGCGGGAUCAUCUGUCUCCUGAAGACCGGCAUCAGCUUGGUGCACCUCGUCACCGCCUCGCAGAACAUGGCUGCCCUCGACGCCGCCGAGCGAGAGGCAAACAGGAAGUCACAGUGAGAGAGAGAGAGAGAGAGAGAGAGAGAGAGAGUGAGAGCUUCAGCUGCAGCUGCAUAUCCACCACCGUUUUUAUUUAUCGUUUAUUAUUGUAAGGGUUUGUGCACAUAAAUAUGAAGUGUAACUGCACUUGAGUUAGUUAGAUGACUUUAGGAAGGAGGAAAGUUUUAUGACCAAAUAUCUCAACUCAAAGUGUGAUUCACUUUUACAGACAACCAAUCAGAAACAAGAGAAUCAAAAUUCAGUUCAUUGCAAAAUAGGUCUACACAUACAAGGAAUUUGCUUGGGUGUAUAAUGGUGCAUUCAUAAAGCGCAGUGAGAGUAAUUUAGUUGUAAAAUAAAAGCAAAUAUAGUGCUAUUGUAAAAACAAAUAGAAAAUAGUAGGUUAACAUUUUAUAAAUAUAUGAAAAAAGUAAAUAUAAUAUAACAUUACUGGGAAAAAAUGAGUUUAUACUUUUAACUUAUUCAACAAUAAUACAGUGAGAAUAACAGAUAUGGCAAUAUAAAAUGACAUGUCGUAAAAUAUAAUCUUUAUCAACAUCACAGACUUCUAAUGUGAUGAUUAUUAGGGCGUUUGAUGUAAAAAUGUAAUAAAUGCUAUAGCUGUGGAAUAUUCCAUUUCCCAAUUUGCAUACAUAUGCCGCCAUGAAUUUGCUAAAUAAAAGUUCCAUAUUUUUGAGAAAAAACGUUAUAAUAAAAAGACUUUAAUUUUUCUGAGACUUAAAUCAAAGAAAUCUGAAAAACAGUCAAUCGGAUCCAACCAUUUUUUUCCAAAUUUAUAUAUUUUUGUUAUUCUACUCUUUUAUUUCCAAAGAAUAUCUAUUUUUUUCCACAUAAAUAAUGGUUCCCCACCUACUUCUUGUUCAUAUGAAGAUACUAAAGAUAAUGUCAUUACAACAAGUAUUUCAGAUUUUGAUUUGAUACAUUUGGUUAAAAUGUGCACUACAUUUGGAUAGAAUCCUUGCUCCGUCCCAACCACACAGUACCAUUAAAACAAACUUUGUGGAAAACAAAUUCACCUUUUAUUCCGUAUUAUUUAGUUUUAUUGUUAACUUUCAUGAUUUUAUUUAAGAUGAGACUGUAUCUCUGAAAUCUACGACAGACCAAAAAACUGAAGCGUUUGUUCACUUGAUGCAUCAUUUAAUUCUUGUUAAGUAGGAAAUAUUUAUUUUAAAAACUAGAAGCAGCUGUUUUAUUACAAAGCACUGAGGCAGGGAGUGCUUAAAUAUUCCUUGCGUGACCUCUGAGCCAUAUUGUGUGGCUUUUAUUAGAGAUUCCUGCAUAUAUUUUGGUGUUGAUUAAAUGGUGAUAGUCGCACUAUAGCAAGUAAAUCAGUUUGCGCUUAUUUGACAUUUAUAAAGUUGUUGUUGGUGGUAGAAGAAACGUGUUUCCUUUUUCAUGUAGAAACAAAUAGAUAGUUAUGCAGGUCAUAAGUUAUUUCUGACGUUAAGAGCACCAAGUAUUAUUAUUUUUACUUUUUAAAGAAGUCACUGACCAUGCGUACAUUUACUGCUGUAAAUUAUUUGUUUCGAUGCUGAAUGUUUGUUAAUGUGUUGAAAUAUAAAUGUUUGUUUUUGAUGGAACUCAUUACGCAGAAUGUAUUAUUCUAAAAUAAAAAUGUAAAUUGAUCAUACGCCAAGCUUAAUAUUAUAUAUAAAGAUUUAAAAGCGUAGUAGGAACUAUAUUUGGUUUGAAGUGAAGGUGUUUUGAGUUACUGUAAAAAUAAAGACAAUGAAACACUGA
This is a messenger RNA of Eleginops maclovinus (Patagonian blennie), 2514 nucleotides long. RefSeq names its product CDP-diacylglycerol--inositol 3-phosphatidyltransferase (phosphatidylinositol synthase) (gene cdipt). Gene Ontology annotation, molecular function: CDP-diacylglycerol-inositol 3-phosphatidyltransferase activity. Lineage: Eukaryota; Metazoa; Chordata; Actinopteri; Perciformes; Eleginopidae. Gene Ontology annotation, cellular component: membrane; Golgi apparatus. The coding region runs from base 136 to 774 and encodes 212 amino acids. Gene Ontology annotation, biological process: phosphatidylinositol biosynthetic process. The transcript has 6 exons. The record is from RefSeq and is a predicted model, not a curated record.